AUGGUUGAUUCGCCCGUACCAGAAGGAUUUGAGAGCGUUUUACAGCCGACAAAGCUUACGAAGCCAGAUGAUGAGACUGUCGAUCCAUUUUACUCUCAAAGGGAUCACAAUCUCUUGAACGACGCUGAUGGUAAAUUCUUUGCCCAUCAUCACGCAGAUUUCAGUCACGAUGAUGAAUUUCUUGAGAAAGAAUGCGCUCAGUCCCAAGAAGAAGACGCUAAUGAGGACUUUGCCGGUGGAAAAGCACCACCACCGCCACCACUGGCUGAGGAAAUCAGCGCUGAAUUGCGUGCACUCUAUCAAUCGUUCCAAACAUGUUUAAACCUUCGUGACAAGUACAUGGCUGUAUCCAAUCAAAGACUCGAAGAUAAUCCAACCAACUAUGACGGUAGAUUCUACCCGGCCGAUAGCCAAGGCAAUAAUAAGGGCGAUAAAUUCGAGCCAUGGCGUAUCUAUCCUCCACCACCUAAACCAUUUUGGUACAGAAAUAACUCUCAAGGCAUGGAACUCCCUCAAGAACCAACAAGAGAGAAGAAGACGGAGUUUGAAUGGAAGGAUGCCGGUCAAGUGCCAAGUGAGCACUCGGAAUUGAAAUGGGACUUUGAAAUGGAUGAAAAAGGUGUUUAUCAAGUCUACGAAAAGAGUGAUGAAUCCCACAAACCUCUGUUCAACGUACCAACAAUUAGAGAAUACUUUAUCGACUUGGACUACAUCCUCGGUGUAAUAAGUGACGGUCCUGCUAAAUCGUUCGCCUUUAGAAGACUCAAGUAUUUACAAUCUAAAUGGCAAAUGUACUCUUUGAUGAACGAGUACCAGGAAUUGGCAGAGAUGAAGCGCGUACCACAUCGUGACUUUUAUAACGUAAGAAAAGUGGACACUCACAUUCAUCAUUCUGCUUGCUUUAAUCAAAAGCAUUUGCUUCGUUUCAUCAAGUACAAGCUUCGUAAGAGUCCUAAUGAUGUCGUCAUCCACAGAGAUGGUAAAGACUUGACUUUGAAGGAGGUUUUUGAGUCAUUGAAGUUAACAGCAUAUGAUUUAUCUAUUGAUACACUCGAUAUGCAUGCUCAUCAAGACUCAUUCCACAGGUUCGACAAAUUUAACUUGAAGUACAACCCAAUCGGUGAAUCACGUCUUCGUGAGGUUUUCUUAAAGACGGAUAACUUCAUUGAAGGCAGAUAUUUGGCGGAGAUAACAAAAGAAGUAAUGAGUGAUCUUGAGGAUAGCAAAUAUCAAGCAGCAGAAUGGCGCAUUUCAAUCUACGGUAGAUCUUUGAAUGAGUGGGACAAAGUUGCUAAAUGGGCAGUCAACAACAAGCUCUUUUGCGAUAACGUGAGAUGGUUGAUUCAGGUGCCACGUCUUUAUCAUAUAUACAAGAAUGCAGGUAUAGCCGAUAACUUUGAAGAGAUAGUGAAGAACAUAUUCCAACCACUUUUCGAAGUAACUAAAGAUCCAACGUCACACCCAGAGUUGUACAUCUUCUUACAAAGAGUAAUUGGCUUUGAUAGUGUUGAUGACGAAUCUAAAACUGAAAGAAGAAUCUAUAAAAAAUUCCCCUAUCCACGUGUAUGGGAUACUAAACAAAACCCUCCAUACGCAUACUGGAUUUACUAUAUGUAUGCGAACCUUGCCACGCUGAACAACUGGAGAUCAAGACGCGGUUUUAACACCUUUGUCCUUCGCCCACAUGCAGGUGAAGCAGGUGACACUGAUCACCUUACAUCUGCUUUCCUCACCUCUCACUCAAUUUCACACGGCAUUUUACUUAGGAAAGUACCGGCACUUCAGUAUCUCUAUUACUUGCGUCAGAUUGGAAUCGCUAUGUCGCCUUUAUCAAACAAUGCUCUUUUCCUUACGUAUGAGAGGAACCCAUUCCCCGAUUUCUUCAGAACUGGUUUGAAUGUCAGUUUAAGCACUGAUGAUCCAUUGAUGUUGGCUUUCACCAAGGAGCCGCUGCUUGAAGAGUACAGCGUAGCUGCGCAAAUCUAUAAGCUUAGUCCGGCAGAUAUGUGUGAGCUGGCGAGAAACUCUGUCAUGCAAUCUGGUUUUGAAAUGGAGGUCAAAAGACAUUGGUUGGGUGACAAGUUUUAUUCUCCGGGCGUUUCAGGUAAUGAUAUUCGUAAAACAAAUGUACCAUAUUCUCGCGUUGCUUUCAGAUUUGAAACACUGAGAGAGGAAAUUCAGUUGAUAGGAGCAGGUUAUAUGCCACCAGUUGUUACAAACACUCCUCACAACAAGUCACAAAAUUCAUUGGCACCACCACCAUUGCAGUCACCAAGCAAAAACAAGUUGCCAAGCGCGUCAUUAAGCAUUAGCCCACUGAAUAUUUCAGAAGAAGAAGAGAAGAAAGGUGCACCAUACGGAAGCGGAAUCAAUGCUAACCAAGAGCUUGCUGCUGCUGCUGCAUCAGCUGGACCACAGGGAGGGUUGUUUAGUAUGCCAACAGUGUCUGACAUGCCGCCAGGAAUAAUAUCUAAAAACAGGCGCAAGUCAAGCUCAGCUACGAGUAACAAGUAG
Messenger RNA from Wallemia ichthyophaga EXF-994, 2514 nucleotides. RefSeq names its product AMP deaminase. The transcript has 5 exons. Gene Ontology annotation, cellular component: cytosol. The record is from RefSeq and is a predicted model, not a curated record. Gene Ontology annotation, biological process: AMP metabolic process; IMP salvage. NCBI's taxonomy places the organism in Eukaryota, Fungi, Basidiomycota, Wallemiomycetes, Wallemiales, Wallemiaceae. Gene Ontology annotation, molecular function: AMP deaminase activity. The coding region runs from base 1 to 2514 and encodes 837 amino acids.